This is a messenger RNA of Stegostoma tigrinum, 2168 nucleotides long. RefSeq lists its product as uncharacterized. Lineage: Eukaryota; Metazoa; Chordata; Chondrichthyes; Orectolobiformes; Stegostomatidae. The record is from RefSeq and is a predicted model, not a curated record. The transcript is spliced from 7 exons. The coding region runs from base 96 to 1007 and encodes 303 amino acids. Gene Ontology annotation, molecular function: oxidoreductase activity.
CUUCACUGCGUUUUUACGACGAUGUCACUCAAGAGGCGGGUUUCCUGCUGGGCAGAGGUUGAAUGAACUGUUAGUUCACAAGUGUAAACCUGCGAAUGGAUUCGUUUGUGGGGCCUAGGAUUCCGAAUGUGGAGCUAAUGAAUGGGUUGAAAAUCCCAAUACUCGGUCUCGGUACAUCACAUCAUGGUGGCUAUUCCCAUUCUUCAGUUGUGUAUGCCCUAAAAGAAUGUGGCAUUCGUCACAUCGACACUGCAAAAAGAUAUGGCUGUGAAUCGCAUCUAAAGACAGCAAUCGAAGAGAGCGGCAUAAAUCGGGAGAACCUGUGGAUAACUACAAAACUUUGGCCUGGGGACUAUGGCUGUGAAACCACUAAAGCAGCAUGUUUGGAGUCCUGCAAAAGACUUGGUGUGGAUUACAUUGAUCUGUAUCUCAUGCACUGGCCUGAUGGAAAUGCCUUGGGCAAAACUAAUCGAGAACUCCGAGCUGAAACUUGGCAAGUAUUGGAAGAAUUAUAUGAUGAAGGGAUAUGCCGAUCCAUUGGAGUGAGCAAUUUCCUCAUUUCUCAUUUAGAGCAGCUGAAAGAAGAUUGUGACAUCAUUCCACACGUCAACCAGGCUGAAUAUCAUCCUUUCCAGAGGCCCCAGGAACUAGUGGACUACUGCAGAAGCCAUGGAAUAGUCUUUGAAGGGUACUGCCCACUAGCUAAAGGACAGGCUUUGUCACAUCCUGACAUCAUCAAAAUGUCGGCGAGAUAUAACUGCUCACCCUCUCAAAUCUGUAUCCGGUGGAGUAUACAAAAUGGAGUUGUCACAAUUCCAAAGUCCACAAAGAAAGAACGGAUUUGGGAAAACUGUCAGGUCUUUGAUUUUUCACUCAGCAAAGAUGAUUUCCUAUUUAUGAACUCACUGAAGAAUACCAAAAAGCUGAUUACACUGAACUACCCUUUAUGGAAGGAACAGAAACCCCAAUCAGAAGCAACUAUUGCCAAAAAGGAUCUCUCUCAGUAAAGUGAACAUGUUGAUUGAAUGGCCAGGCAGCAUCAGAGGACUUCACACCGUGUUAGCUCAGAUUCUCCAGCAUCGGCAGUUCCUACUAUCUCAUGUUCAUUGAAUGCUCUGAGACACUGUUUUGUCCAUAUCUACAAUGAGCUAUGUAAGCAAACUGACGUUUACUGAGGAUUUUAUUUGUUUUAAUUUAAUGCCCCAUUUGAUUAGUUAUAUAUUUACCAUGAAAAGAGUACUCCAGGAAAGUUUCAUUAAGAGUCACGUUUGUGCCCUCCUCCAAAUAUCAAGUGAUUUUUACAUUUAAACUUUAAGUUUGCAUUAAUCCAUGCAUUUUAUUUAAAUUUUAGUAUGGAAAUUAAAGAUUAUUCCAUUCAGACACUUAGUGUAGUAUACUUCCCACAUCACUUCAUCUUAUUUUCAGCUACUAAUGCAAGUAAUAACCCAUGCUGUAAUAUACUUGUGCAAACAGAAUAAUUGCUACACUUAUCUCAAUAUGUGGGCUGGCAGUUGAGAAAUUAAAAGUGAGGAAAAAGAUACAUGAUCAUUUUAAAUUUAUGGUUAACCUGAGGCUCUGAGACAGCAAAGUCAAGUUCACAGGAAUAAUCUUCGGUGCACCUUACUUUUGCGUUUCUUAUUUUGUAUUCAGAAAAUCAUCUAAUGCUAUUUCCCCCAAAUUCAUUGUUUUUUUGAAGACAUAAGAACUGAAUUAUGCAACUGAACAUAGAAUGUUUAAAUGUACCAAAAUCAACCUUGUCACUUCUUUUGUAUUUUUUUUCUUAGAAUUUCUGUUGCUUGGCUCUGAGAUAAGCCUCAGAAUAACUCCUUGGUAAUCACUUAUUGUAACUAAGCAUAUCAUGUCAAAAAUGAGAAAGCCUGUAACUAUCCUGGAUUAAUUACUUGAAUUUUAAAUGAUAUUAAAGUAAAAUAUUUACAGGUACUUAAUCAGAUUGCAGGAUAAUUGCAUCUGUUGUCAAAAAAUCAGUUAUUAUAAAUAUAUGGUGAAUACUUAGAUAUGUUGUCAAAGCCGUUGAGUGAUUCAACAGCCACCUUUUCAAAGUUUCAAAUUUAUUGGGGAAUAGAAUGGGCUGGAAGUUUGCUUGCAAUUUGAUGCCUUCAUUGGCUAUUGAAAAUCAUUAAAUAGCUUAACAAGUGCAUUCACAUCAU